AGCCCUGUGUCGCCAUCACUGCGACGUCAGGAAAAAAAUAGACGAAGAAGAAGAACAAAAAUGAGCAGCGCUAAAGUGCUACAGCAAAACAUUUUAGUGUCCCUUUAUAUUUUCGUGUAUAAAUAUUUAUAAGAAUAUCCAGUAUAUUCUCUAGUGUUGUUGCUAACGCGUAAGAAAAAUGAAUGAAAUUGUGAUGGAAAGCGAACCUCAGUUUGGAGUCGCCGAAGCUUGGGACAACGUCACAGCAGCACUGAUGUGUCCUGGCAGGAAGGUGGACCAGAACCUGUCAGACUCCCUAGUUGUGUUGGCCGGGCAAGGUCUGGGUCAGCUGCUGGCCAGCUGGUUACUGGAGACGCUGCAGAUGCGUCUGUCGUCUUCCGUGGUUCCGGAGUUCUGGUCUGGAUUCAGGCAGGUGGAGAACGAGCUGGAGGAGAGAGGUCGGGCCUGGGUUCUCCUCACCGCGUUCCAGACUCUCCUUGACCGUCUCCAGCCGUUUUUGGUUGGCUUGGACAGGCUCGGAACGUGGCAGGAUGAGGGCCGCGACGGACUGUGUGGACCGGGACCCGGGACCCUCCGGGAGCGGGCCUACACCGUCAUCAGGGGUCUCCUCCUCUUCCCCCCGUCACGGGUUCUCCAGGAUCGAGUGCUGGAGUUCUACAGCAGGACCUUCUCUGUGUAUAUGAAGCAGGAGGGGCAGGGCGGGGCCGUGGGCUCCGAGGCUCCAGAUGCGGGCUCCUGCCCCGGCUGUGCGGUCCCAAAUGAGGAGUGCUGGUGCGAGGAGGCCCUCAAACACCUGCAUGAGCUCAGCCACAUUCUGUCCAAGAUGGAGCUGCUGGAGUGGGUCAGCUCGGACGCCGUCACCUCCAUCCUGCAUAGACUCAUCGAGCGCUGGAUGGAGCAGCACUGCAGGGGCGAGUACGAGCGCUCCUUCCUGCUCGACUUUCAGGAGUGGCUGGAGCUGGUGGUGGGCUGGCUGGGCCGGGUCUUCGCCAGCCACAUCCAGGGUGCGGCGUCUUCCAGCUCGGUGCUGAAGCAGUGGAGAUGCCACAUGCACCAGUUCUUCUGCAGGAUCUACGUCAACAUGAGGAUCGAAGAGCUCUUCAGCAUCAUCCGAGACUUCCCAGAAUCCAAAGCCGCCAUUGAAGACCUCAAGUUCUGUUUAGAAAGAACCAACCAACGCCAGCAGCUCCUCACCUCGCUCAAAUCCACGUUUGAGAGCCGUCUGCUGCACCCUGGUGUCCACACGUCUGACAUCCUCACCGUUUACAUCUCGGCUAUCAAGACACUUCGCGAGCUGGACCCGUCCAUGGUCAUCCUGCAGGUGGCCUGUCAGCCAAUCCGAAAAUACCUCAGGACGCGCGAGGACACGGUGCGGCAGAUUGUGGACGGCUUGACCGGUGACGCAGUGACCGGCUGCACCGACCUGGCCUCGGAGCUGUCCCGGGGCGACCCGGUCACUCUGGAGAUGCAGGACAGCGACGAGGAAGGCGGCGAUCCGGAGAGCUGGACUCCGGACCCCACCGACGCCGUUGCCGACAAGUCGGGCCCCAAGCGGCGCUCUUCCGACAUCAUCAGCCUGCUGGUCAGCAUCUACGGCAGUAAGGACAUCUUCAUCAACGAGUACAGGACCGUGCUGGCCGACCGGCUACUGCAGCAGCUCAACUACAACACCGCCAGGGAGAUUCGCAAUGUGGAGCUGCUGAAGCUUCGCUUUGGAGAGUCACACAUGCAUUUCUGCGAGGUCAUGCUGAAGGACAUGGCCGACUCUCGUCGCAUUAACACGAACAUCGGCGAGGAGGACUCAAGGUUGGGGGAGGAGCCUGCGUCCUCGUGGCUCUCGGCCAUCAUCCUGUCGUCUGAGUUCUGGCCAACAUUGAAGGAGGAGAAGCUGGAGCUGCCGCCGCUUAUCUGCAGCGCCAUGGAGGCGUACACGCGGCGCUACGAGAAGCUGAAGGCCAUGAGGACGCUGAGCUGGAAGCCUCACCUGGGCUCCGUCACUCUGGAUGUGGAGCUGGAAGACCGCACGCUGAGCAACCUUAACGUCUCGCCAGUCCACGCCGCCAUCAUCCUGCACUUCCAGGACAAGAGUUCGUGGACACUGGAGGAGCUGAGCGUGGAGCUGAGCGUUCCUAAAGAGGUGGUGCACAGGAAGCUGGCGCUGUGGCAGCAGCACGGCGUGCUGCGGGAGGAGGGCGGCGGGCGUUACAGCGUACUGGAGAGAGGAUCUUCCACAGAGGAGAUGGAGAGAGGAGUCAUGCUGAUAGACAGCGACGAGGAGAGAGACUCCAACACCACCACGCAGUCGGAGCAGCGCGAAGAGAAGCUGCAGCUCUUCUGGGCCUACAUCCAGGCCAUGCUGACAAACCUGGACGCCAUGACCCUGGAACGCAUCCACUCCAUGUUGAGGAUGUUCGUCACCACGGGACCCGUUGUCACGGAGAUGGACGUCAACGAGCUGGAGGCCUUCUUGCAUAGGAAGGUCAGGGAGCAUCAGCUGAUGUUCUCUGCUGGGGUCUACAGACUUCCCAAGACCACCUGACACCUUACACCGCGUUCAAGUGCCACGGGACAUUCUGCGCCUGUUUUUUCUACUUCCUGACGUCAAAGCGUGGCAGACACGAUGGAGGUAAGACUUUAUUAUAGUUAAAAAAUGAAAGCUCCUGGUCACAUGUGUUAGUUUCUAGUUAGUUCCCUUUCAGUCACGUUGGAUUGUGGCACAAUAAAGUGCAAAAGUUUGUCUUCAACUUGCUGCUCCUCUAGUCCUAGACGAGUCCUUUCAAGCGUAAGAAUAAGACAAGUAGAGGAGGCCACAGGUCACUUCCUGUCCUCAGCAGCAUUUCUUUCCUCUCUUCCUGCGGUCUCGCUCUCUCUGCGCAUUGAUGUUCACAGUGUCCUUGUCGCGCUCUCGAUCCCGCUCGGCUCGGCUCUGGCUCUGCUUCUUGGCCCGCAGCACCAUGUGGGUGAAGGCCAUGAACAUCUGGAGCAAAACAGAAAGACGUUCGUUUACAACAGCAGCACGACGCAAACAAACAUCGACCAAUCACCUCCUCCACGUUGAUGUUCUCUUUGGCGCUGGUCUCGAACACGGGCACCCUCACCGACUCUCCAAACUGCAAAGCAUCCUGUGUAUCCACCUGCUUCCUUGAGGGGUCAUCAUUCUUGUUUCCCACUGGAUGGAAACAAGAUUAAAACAUCUGAUUUUUGCACAUCAACGUUGUCAUCGUGGGGACAAACUGACCUAGAACUUUGCAGACGUUGUCACAGUUCUGAGAGAUCUCAUUUAACCACCGCUUGACGUUGACAAAGGACUCAGGAUUGGUGACAUCAUACACGAUGAUGACACCGUGUGUGUUCCUGUAGUACCUGCUCAAACACACACACACACACACACACACUUUAGGUCAGGGGUGUUUAAACCUCGGCCUGUGGGCGACUUCAGUUUGGCCUGCGAGAUACAAGUUUGAUAAAAGCCCGUUGGGUGCCAACAAAUUAAUUUUGAAUUUUCUAAUUACUGCACAUUUGCUGCCAUCUUGUAGACAACGUGAGUAAAGCAUGUCAACGACCAUGAAGUUUACACAGCACAGCAUUUCUUUAUGACCUAAUCCAAACAACCAUUCCGACUCAUGGUGCGAACUGCAACCCACAUAAAAAGUCAACACACACGGUCACACAACACAAUCUGCUUACUGAACUUUGUGGAUAUUACAACAAAUGGCAAAGCACUAUACAUAAUUCAAAAUUAGACCCAUUUAAAUUCACUACAAUGCGUGAUGGGAAAAUGCAAAACUCUCUCCACACUUGUUUGGCGUAUUUUAGCUGCUUGAUAUUUCUGAUUGUUUACAAAACUUUAAAGGAGGUCGUUACGGAAGUAAACAAGGUAGGAGUCAAACUUUCACAUACUCUUAAUAUAAUUUUUUUUAUAUUACACACACAGCGUCUUUAGCUCGUGCAGAGACUAGUGCGGUGCCGGUCCUCCAAACUAAACGUUUCUUACGUUGACGUGAUGGUUCGGAAUCUUUCCUGGCCCGCGGUGUCCCAAAUCUGCAGCUUGAUGCGCUCGCCGCCGAUGUCCACCGUUCGGAUCUUGAAGUCCACGCCGAUAGUUGUGAUGUAGCUUCCUGUCAGACCACCAGGAGGCGCCGGUCAGAAGAUACUUAAAAACUCCCCAAUGCGCCCAUCCUCCUUUUCUACUUAACAAAACUUUAAGGGAGCCUAUGAAAUUAUUAUUGUAAGAAAACUAUUUGCAAAUGCGUAUCUUAAUCUUUGCCUCUGUAAUACGAUUUAUGUGUCCCGUGUUUUAAUUUGUGUGUCCGGAUUUCGAUUUGUGUGUGUGAGCAUUUAUUCAGAUUUGUUUAAAGCAGGAACCCUGAAGGGCUGUCUUUUUACAUGUGAC
Molecule: messenger RNA, 4393 nt
Organism: Entelurus aequoreus (snake pipefish)
Lineage: Eukaryota; Metazoa; Chordata; Actinopteri; Syngnathiformes; Syngnathidae
Gene: anapc2
Product: anaphase promoting complex subunit 2
Exons: 14
Coding region: 179-2539 (786 amino acids)
Biological process (GO): ubiquitin-dependent protein catabolic process
Cellular component (GO): anaphase-promoting complex
Molecular function (GO): ubiquitin protein ligase binding
Source: RefSeq, a predicted model, not a curated record